GGGGAGCCUCGGUCUUACCACGGAGUUGCUGCGGCUUAAGCAGCAAUGGUGGAAGCCUCCCUUCUCUGCUGAUUCCUACCGUUCUCACCUCCAUCUUCUUUCUCUCUGGCUGGCAUCCCCCUUCUGAAGAGAGCAUUCGUAGGUCUCCGAUCGGUUCGGUUUUCGGCUUGUUUCUCCACGGAUUCACGACACCGUAGCACUGUUUUGAAGGCAAAUUGAAAUUUGGAUAACCCUGAUGAAUUGAGGCAGUAUUCUGAUGGUGUUGAAAUUUGAAAUACCCAUGAGAUGGCCGUCAAGUUGGAACCUUGUCAAGAUUAGGGAAAAGAACGGUUAAAGCACCUAUGGCUGUUUAUAAGAAAUUGGUUCCUCGAGCUAUCUUCAAUUUUAUACAUGUUGAUGUGGGAAUUAUCAGAAUCUCUAAAUAUUCAGUAGCUUCUUUGUCAAGAUUUGGGUAUGCACAGUAUAGUGAUGAUUUUUGGUUGAGAAGAUUGGACCAUAAGGAUUGGCUUGCACCAAAUGAAAUCCUGAAAAUAUUUAAGAAUGUCAGAGAUCCAGAGCUGAUUAUUGGUGCAUUGGAGAAGGCCUCUAGUCGUAUGGAUUAUAAGCCUAGUGAGGCUCUUUACAGUUUAAUAGUUGAGAAGCUUGCUUGUGCACGGAAAUUUGGUGUUAUUGAGGAUCUCUUGGAGAGGUCAAGACUUGAAAAGUGCGGACUUUCUGAUGAAUUCUUUCAUAACUUGAUAAAAAUAUAUGGCAAUGUUGCGAAUCAUCCUGAACAAGCCAUUAGGACACUCCUUAGGAUGCCAGAUUUUCAUUGUUGGCCAACAACUAAGACUUUCAAUUAUGUGCUCAACAUGCUUGUGUGUACUCGGCAGUUUGACAUCAUCCAUGAGGUAUACUUGAGUGCCCCCAGGUUGGGAGUUAGUCUUGACACCUGCUGCUUUAACAUUCUCAUCAAGGGCUUGUGUCAGUGUGGUAAAUUGGAUGCUGCCUUUUCCUUGUUACAUGAAAUUCCAAAACAGGGAUGUAAGCCCAACGUCACAACUUAUUCAACGCUAAUGCAUGCUCUUUGUAAGCAUGACAGAGUAAGUGAAGCAUUUGAGAUAUGUGAGAGAAUGGAGAGAGAAGGUUGUCAUCCUGAUACGAUAUCCUUCAAUAUAUUGAUUUCUGGUCUUUGCAAACAAGGGCGAGUGGCAGAGGGGAUGGAACUUCUAAAGACAAUGAAACUAAAGGGGUGCUAUCCAAAUUCAGGAACUGAUCAAGCACUUAUUUAUGGCUUGCUUAGCACUAACAAAUUUGUGCAGGCUAAACAUUUUAUGGACAUGAUGGUCUCUGAAGGGAGGAGGCCUAGUUUUUUGUCGUACAAGAUGACUAUUGAUGGUCUUUGUAGUGAGAACCUUUUAAAUGAUGCUGUUGUAGUAUUGAAACAAAUGGUACAACAAGGAUUUGUUCCUCGGAUGGGUACUUGGAAAAGGAUCCUUGAAUGCAUGUUCUAGAAGAUUAAUCAUUGUUGUUCCCUCAUUGUAAUAAUUUCUAUUGCUGUCAGCUGAUGGAACAAAUUGAUAGAAUGGCCAACAUAAAAUUCAUUGAUCGCGUGAGCAUAUAAAAGCCUGUAUUUUCUAAUAUGUUGAUUUGCAAAAUUUAAAGUAUAUUUAAAAGUGCA
Molecule: messenger RNA, 1660 nt
Organism: Phoenix dactylifera (date palm)
Lineage: Eukaryota; Viridiplantae; Streptophyta; Magnoliopsida; Arecales; Arecaceae
Product: pentatricopeptide repeat-containing protein At3g14580, mitochondrial
Molecular function (GO): protein binding
Source: RefSeq, a predicted model, not a curated record